UUGGACUUCUGUCCCAGAAUGCACCUCAGUCAGGUGAUGGGGGCACUCAUCUGAACCGAGAAAGGAAAGUCAUUGGAGCUGCUUUUGUGCUCAGUUCCUAGUUUAAUUACAGUGUCAUUUACAACUAGAAUAUAAUCAAUGACCAUGACUUUGUUCGACCACUUUAAAUUUACCUUUCUGGAUGAUGGCUUCUGUGCACGGGAUAUUGUUGAUCAAAAAAUCAAUGAGUCCACUUCAUCGGAUGACAAGGAUGCUUUCUAUGUGGCAGACCUGGGGGAUAUCCUUAAGAAGCAUCUUAGAUGGGCACGUGCCUUGCCUCGUGUCACACCUUUCUAUGCUGUGAAAUGCAAUGAUAGCCAGACUGUUCUAAGGACACUGGAAACUCUGGGAACAGGCUUUGACUGUGCAAGCAAGACUGAGAUUCAGCUUGUGCAGUCUCUGGGAGUGGAGUCCAGCAGGAUCAUUUAUGCCAACCCCUGUAAGCAGGUGUCGCAGAUCAAGUAUGCUUCUGCACAUGGAGUGCAAAUGAUGACAUUUGACAGUGAAGUGGAACUAAUGAAGGUUGCUCGGAGCCAUGACAAUGCCAAGCUAGUGCUGCGUAUAGCUACAGAUGACUCUAAGGCAGUGUGCAGGCUAAGUGUGAAGUUUGGAGCCACGCUGAAAAAUAGCAGGCUGCUUUUAGAGCGGGCAAAGGAGCUGGGCCUGGACAUCAUUGGAGUCAGCUUUCAUGUAGGCAGUGGCUGUACUGACCCAGAGACAUACACCCAGGCUAUUGCAGAUGCACGCUGCGUCUUUGACAUGGGGGCUGAGUUGGGCUACAAUAUGACUCUAUUGGAUAUUGGUGGUGGCUUCCCUGGCACUGAUAAAUUCAAGCUAACAUUUGAGGAGAUUACUGCUGUGAUUAACCCUGCGCUGGACAAGUACUUUCCUGCAGACUUCGGUGUGAGGAUAAUUGCUGAGCCUGGGCGAUUCUAUGUAGCUUCUGCAUAUACGCUAGCUGUGAACAUCAUUGCUAAAAAAGUCAACAUGAAGGAACAGUCUGGCUCUGAUGAUAAAGGCAAUGUGACCAGUGACAGAACUCUAAUGUACUAUGUCAACGAUGGCAUUUAUGGAUCUUUUCAAGAUGUAAUUCGGGGAUAUGAACAUGUGACACCCAUUGUGCACAAGAAAAUGAAGCCUGAUGAGCUCAUGUACCCAUGCACUAUUUGGGGUCAUACUUGUAAUGACCUAGACCGCAUUGUGGAACUGUGUAACCUGCCUGAGCAGCAGGUAGGAGAUUGGCUGCUGUUUGAAAACAUGGGUGCUUACACUGUGGCUGCCUCAUCAACCUUUAAUGGCUUCCAAAAACCAGACAUCCAUUAUGUCAUGUCUAGAUCAGCUUGGCAAUGCAUGCAGCAGAUCCAUGGCCACUGUAAAUGUGAAAGCACCCUGGAGCCGCCUGCUUAGCCCUGGGCCACCAUUUGCAGGCUCUAGGUCACCACAUAUGUGGCACCAAAAGGCUGCAAUGAAUUAAGUUGAAUUAAAACCAUAUUGAUUUUCCUCUUAUAAAAAAAACACUGCUUGGACCCAAUGUUAUAGAGCAGUUUACUGUUUUUAAUUUUGUUGUAUUUCAUGCAGGUAUUAAAAUACUGAAACUAUUAAAGAAAAUAUUUUAAAAAAUUAACAAUAUGAAGCAAUAAAUGAAUAAUAAAUGUAGUAGUACCGGCAAGAAUUAAAAGCUACUUUCAUGUCUGUCUACUUAUCUUGACUGAUGAAGUUCAUCUUCUGCCUAACAAUUAAAAAAAAAUUUCAAAACAAAAAAGGUGGUUUGUAAAAGUAACACCCACAUAAACACCAGAACCCAAGAUU
Molecule: messenger RNA, 1848 nt
Organism: Clarias gariepinus (North African catfish)
Lineage: Eukaryota; Metazoa; Chordata; Actinopteri; Siluriformes; Clariidae
Product: ornithine decarboxylase-like
Exons: 11
Coding region: 139-1446 (435 amino acids)
Cellular component (GO): cytoplasm
Molecular function (GO): ornithine decarboxylase activity
Source: RefSeq, a predicted model, not a curated record